ACUUCUGGAUCUCACGGCAUAUUUCACAGCCAUGUUUGGUGCUGCAAUUCUUUUGGGAUUCAUCAACCUUUUAAUGGCAAAAGAAGAUACAUGUGAUCUCUAUGCCACUCCUGGGCAGAGUCUGACUCUGCCGUUUGCAUAUGAACGACUGACAAACUCUCAUAUCCUGGAAUGGGUUCACAACAAUAAAACCAUUUUCUACAGGAAAGGAAAAGUGUCAAUCGGAAAACCAGAGGACAUUACUUCAAAUGGAUCACUUGUGCUUAAGAAAAUUCAGUUUUCAAGUCAAGGGAUUUACCAAGUACAUGUACUGCAUCCCAGUAGUACAUCUGCUAAAACAUGGACUGGGCGCCUCUGCGUGCUGGACAAAGUAUCAAAACCUCAGCUCAGUUAUACUUGUGACUUCAGCUCUAUGGCUGUUAAUCUUAAUUGCCAUGUUACUAAACCUGAGGGUUUGGUGUUUUCAUGGAUGCUUGAUAAGGAGAUGUUAAAAAGUGAAACAAAACAAACACUGAGCAUAUCUCUUAUCCAUCUGAAAGGUGAGAGAAGUUUCACUUGUGAUGUGGCAAACAAAAUCAGCAAGGCGAGUAGCGACAAGGUUCGGCCAACUUGUCCACCUUUACUUUCUUUUAAACGUCAAACUGUUAUGGCAGUGCUAGCAGGAGGAGGUGGUCUGAUUCUUUUUCUGCUCUUCGUUAUCGUUGGAUUGUGCUGUUUACUCAGACGCAACAAAAGCCAAACGGGUCCCAGGGAUAAAGACGAACUGAGGAUGCUUUCUCUACAGAAGCAGGAGACUCACUCUGUAAGUCCAGAGCACGAGAAUAACCACCCAACAGAGGUUGUCACUCCACCGCUGAAACCUCAGCCUUCACCAAGAACAUAUUACCAGAAUGUUCCUCAGCUUGAAGUUCAGACUGAAAACAGCCCUCCACAGGUGCACGAAGUUCCUGACAGACCACAGCCUUCACCUGUACCGAAACCAAGGACCAGGAACCUCCAACAAGCAAACACCUGACAUCACAAUGAGUUUUUGGAGUUGUGACCAAAAAUAAUGUUUGUGGAAAAUGUCCUUAUUAUCUUUGCUUACAUUCAUUGUUACUAUUAUC
Molecule: messenger RNA, 1106 nt
Organism: Pelmatolapia mariae (spotted tilapia)
Lineage: Eukaryota; Metazoa; Chordata; Actinopteri; Cichliformes; Cichlidae
Product: hepatic and glial cell adhesion molecule-like
Exons: 1
Coding region: 32-1015 (327 amino acids)
Cellular component (GO): cell-cell junction
Source: RefSeq, a predicted model, not a curated record